AUGAAUAACUAUAAUAAAUCUAUCCGGAAAUCACAGUCUGGAACGGAGACAGUGAAACCUCAUCGACUACUCUUUCAUGGAAGAUUAUCUAUUGAAGAAGGUGGCAUCGAACGGGUCACCGAUGAAGAGCGACAACAGAAUACAACCAAGUUCUGGCAUGCUGCUACGUUCUGGUUCAGUGCAAACAUGGCAGUGGCCACCCUCAACAUCGGCUCCUUAGGAGGUUCUCUCGGCGUUCCCUUCUGGGACUGCGUCAUCGUCAUUCUCAUAGUCAAUAUCACAAGCAACUUGCUACCGGCCUGGACAUCUGUUUUUGGGUUAACCGGGCUACGCAUGACGACAUUCUCGCGAUACUCAUUCGGCUACUGGGGCAACAUGCUCGUCGUGAUAUUCUCCAUGAUCGCCACCACAGGCUGGAACGCAAUCAACUCUAUCUCCGGCGCAGCCGUCCUGCACGCCCUCUCGGGUGGUCGAUUCCCCAUCUGGGCCGGCGUCAUCGUGAUCUGUGUGACUGUCUGGGUUAUCUGCGUAUUAGGGAUCAACUGGAUCCAUCGCGUCGACACAUUUAUCUGGAUCCCGCCUUUGAUUGUGUGGUGUGUCGCAGCUGGGACGGGUGCUUCUCACCUCACCGGCGAGGACCAUGUGCGUCUUCAGGGCUCGGAGAAAGCUGCUGCUAUUCUCACAUUCAUGGCUUUGAUCUUCUCCUUCUCGAUUUCCUGGGUGAAUUGUGCGGCGGAUUACAAUGUGCGCAUGCCCAAAGAUACGCCGCGCUGGCAGAUCUUCGGCGCUACCUAUGUAGGUAUCCUCGUUCCUACUGUACUUGUUCAGACUCUUGGUGCAGCCUUGUAUACAGGUACGAUCACGAACGCAGCGUGGAAAGAGGCGUAUGCGGCCUCUUCGAUUGGGGGUUUGCUCAAGAUGGCGUUGGAGCCAGUAGGGGGGUUUGGAAAGUUCCUGAUGUUUCUUGCGGCAUUGAGCUCAAUUCCAAAUCUAGGACCUUGGGCUAUGCGCAUUCCCCGUGUGGCCAUGGUCACCUUUGGCUUUAUCGCGGCAAUAAUAAUCGGCUGCUGCGCAGCCAAGUAUUUUUCGGAUACUCUACAGACAUUGCUUAGUGUGAUUGGGUACUGGACUGUGAUCCACAUCACUCUAGUGAUGGAAGAGCAUUUCAUUUUCCGGCGUGGAUGGAAUGGAUAUGAUUUCGACGCUUGGAAUAGCACCGCUAAUUUGCCAUUUGGAUGGGCCGCCAUCGGGGCUUUCGCCUUCGGGUUCCUGGGUGCUGCUCUUGGUAUGAAAACCGCGUGGUAUUCAGGUCCUGUUGCUUCUUUGAUUGGCAGACAAGGUUCAAAUAUAGGUCAUGAGUUGACAUUUGCGUUCUCUGGGGCCAUAUUCCCUUUUCUCCGGUGGAUUGAAAAGCAUUAUGGGGGCCGGUGA
Molecule: messenger RNA, 1431 nt
Organism: Penicillium egyptiacum
Lineage: Eukaryota; Fungi; Ascomycota; Eurotiomycetes; Eurotiales; Aspergillaceae
Source: the annotation of a GenBank genome assembly